Molecule: messenger RNA, 2588 nt
Organism: Hemiscyllium ocellatum (epaulette shark)
Lineage: Eukaryota; Metazoa; Chordata; Chondrichthyes; Orectolobiformes; Hemiscylliidae
Gene: eif3ba
Product: eukaryotic translation initiation factor 3, subunit Ba
Exons: 19
Coding region: 36-2102 (688 amino acids)
Biological process (GO): translational initiation
Cellular component (GO): eukaryotic translation initiation factor 3 complex
Molecular function (GO): translation initiation factor binding; RNA binding; translation initiation factor activity
Source: RefSeq, a predicted model, not a curated record
CGCUCUUUCUUUUCCGGCCGCCCAACCAAAGCAGAAUGAAGGAGACGAGUGGUGACGGUGAGGCCCGGGAGGCUGAUGAUGAGUUGGCAGAGGUGGAGGAGCCUGAGGAAGGCUUCAGCGAUCCCGAAGGCUUCGAGGACGAUAUCUCCGACGAGGAGCUGCUGGGUGAUAUUUUAAAGGACCAGCCUCAAGAAGCUGAUGGUAUAGACUCUGUUAUUGUUGUGGAUAAUGUACCACAAGUCGGACCAGAUCGACUGGAGAAACUCCGAAAUGUCAUCCAGAAGAUAUUUUCUAAGUUUGGGAAAAUCACAAAUGAAUUUUACCCAGAGUCCGAUGGAAAGACAAAAGGGUACAUUUUCCUGGAAUACAGUUCACCAGCUUGUGCUGUUGAUGCUGUGAAAAAUGCAGAUGGAUACAAGUUAGAUAAGCAGCAUACUUUCCGUGUCAACCUCUUCACUGAUUUUGAUAAAUACAUGACCAUCAGUGACGAUUGGGAAAUUCCACCGAAACAGCCAUUCAAAGAUUUUGGGAAUCUCCGAUACUGGUUGGAGGACCCAGACUGUCGAGAUCAGUGCAGCAUUAUCUAUGAAUCUGGAGAUAGAACAGCUAUUUUGUGGAAUGACAUAAAGGAACCAGUUGUCAUUGAAGAACGGGCACGUUGGACAGAAACAUAUGUUCGGUGGUCGCCCAAAGGCACUUACUUAGCAACAUUCCAUCAGCGUGGUAUUGCUCUUUGGGGUGGAGAGAAAUUCAAACAGAUUCAGCGUUUCAGUCACCAAGGUGUCCAGCUAAUCGAUUUCUCACCAUGUGAAAGAUAUAUGGUGUCAUUUAGCCCUUUAAUGGAUACAAAAGAUGAUCCUCAAGCCAUUAUCAUUUGGGAUGUGUUAACAGGCCAGAAGAAGCGAGGAUUCCAUUGUGAGAGUUCUGCUCAUUGGCCAAUAUUCAAAUGGAGCCAUGAUGGGAAAUUUUUCGCACGAAUGACACAAGACACGCUUAGUAUUUAUGAAACACCUUCGAUGGGGCUGUUGGAUAAGAAAAGUCUGAAGAUCAGUGGAAUUAAGGAUUUCUCAUGGUCUCCAGGUGAUAACGUAAUUGCAUUCUGGGUGCCAGAGGACAAAGAUAUUCCAGCCAGAGUCACAUUAAUGCAGUUUCCAACACGACAAGAAAUGAGAGUGCGCAAUCUGUUCAAUGUAGUCGACUGUAAAUUGCACUGGCAGAAAAAUGGCGAUUACCUGUGUGUGAAAGUGGAUAGAACCCUGAAGGGUAUACAGGGCCUUGUGACUAAUUUCGAAAUCUUCAGAAUGAGAGAAAAGCAGGUUCCUGUGGAUGUAGUGGAAAUGAAAGAGGGUAUUAUUGCUUUUGCUUGGGAACCAAAUGGAAGUAAAUUUGCUGUGCUACAUGGAGAGACACCCAGAAUAUCAGUAUCUUUCUACCAUGUAAAGAAUAAUGGCAAGAUUGAACUCAUCAAAAUGUUUGAUAAGCAGCAAGCUAACAGUAUCUUUUGGAGUCCACAAGGACAAUUUGUGGUAUUGGCUGGUCUAAGGAGCAUGAAUGGUGCUUUGGCAUUUUACGACACAUCAGAUUGCACGCUGAUGAAUGUAGCUGAGCAUUAUAUGGCUUCUGAUGUUGAAUGGGACCCAACAGGACGAUAUGUAGUAACUUCAGUGUCAUGGUGGAGUCACAAGGUGGAUAAUGCAUACUGGAUGUGGACUUUCCAAGGACGUCUCCUACAGAAAAAUACCAAGGAUCGCUUCUGCCAAUUACUGUGGAGACCAAGACCACCAACCCUGCUCUCACAGGAUCAGCUCAAGCAAAUCAAAAAAGAUUACAAGAAAUACUCGAAAAUAUUUGAACAGAAAGAUCGUUUAAGUCAGUCCAAGGCCUCCAAGGAAUUGGUAGAUAAGCGACGCAAGAUGAUGGAAGAAUUCCAUAAAUAUCGUGAGAAGGCCAUGCAGAUUUAUGCAGAGCAGAAACCCAAACGUCUGGAGCUACGAGGAGGUGUAGACACUGAUGAGCUGGAUAGUAAUGUUGACGAUUGGGAAGAAGAGACCGUUGAAUUUUUUGUCACAGAAGAAAUUAUCCCUGUUGGAGAUCAGGAGUAGUCUCAUAACACAGUGCCACCAUAUCUUCAGUUGAAGCUGAUUUCUCUUUCGUCACCUGGAACUUGAUCUCUACAUUUUGGAAGUUGAAUGCGUUCCACUCUUGCAAAAAUCAUCACAGUGCCUUUAACUAUAUCAGUUCUGCAGUGGUGAUAAAGACACUGCCUCCACUUUUAACAAAUGUGAAUACAUUUCACUAAAUAGCAGCAGCUCUGCAGUUUACUUUGUGCUACUGUCACUGAUCACUGUGGAUGCUGUCUGUGGUUGGUGUAAGUAUAUUACUGAGGCACUCAAAGUUUCCUGUAGCCAUGGGCUAUUUUCAAAUCCAUGGUAAAUUAACACAGCAUUUUGUAAGGAGGAAUAUUCAAAACAUAAUAAGGGUUAAUACAUAUUUUAACGUGCAAUUACUGCACUACAAUGGACUGUAUCCUCCUCCAUUCAGGUUAUACUUGACUUCAAAUGGGAUAAAAUAAAGCUUAGUAACAUUGA